Myripristis murdjan (pinecone soldierfish) is the source of this 1641-nucleotide messenger RNA. It is a transcript of the gene htr1aa, whose product is annotated as 5-hydroxytryptamine (serotonin) receptor 1A a. Gene Ontology annotation, biological process: adenylate cyclase-activating adrenergic receptor signaling pathway; regulation of hormone secretion; regulation of vasoconstriction. The transcript has a single exon. Gene Ontology annotation, molecular function: G protein-coupled serotonin receptor activity. Gene Ontology annotation, cellular component: plasma membrane. Bases 1 to 1278 code for a protein of 425 amino acids. The record is from RefSeq and is a predicted model, not a curated record. Lineage: Eukaryota; Metazoa; Chordata; Actinopteri; Holocentriformes; Holocentridae.
AUGGAUUUUAUAACAAGCACCAACGACAGCAACGCGACCACCGGCUUCCCCGACGGGGCGAACGUGGUUGCAGACUGGGACGGGAGUGAGAACGGCACCGGGUCUGCGUCUUUGCCGGACCUGGAGCUGAGUUACCAGAUUGUUACCUCUCUGCUCCUGGGGGCCCUCAUCCUCUGCUCCAUAUUUGGCAAUGCGUGCGUCGUGGCAGCCAUCGCCCUGGAGAGAUCUCUCCAGAAUGUGGCCAACUAUCUGAUCGGUUCCCUGGCGGUUACAGACCUCAUGGUAUCCGUGCUGGUGCUGCCCAUGGCGGCCCUCUACCAAGUUUUGAACAAGUGGACUCUGGGACAGGAGAUCUGCGAUCUAUUCAUCUCUCUGGAUGUAUUGUGUUGCACAUCAUCCAUCCUGCACCUGUGCGCAAUUGCUUUGGACAGGUACUGGGCCAUAACAGACCCCAUUGACUAUGUCAACAAACGGACGCCAAGGAGAGCUGCGCUCUUGAUUAGUGUAACUUGGCUGAUCGGUUUCUCAAUCUCUAUUCCGCCUAUGUUAGGCUGGAGGAGCGCCGAGGACAGGGCGAACCCAGACGCCUGCACCAUCAGCCAGGACCCGGGCUACACCAUCUACUCCACAUUUGGGGCUUUUUACAUCCCCCUUAUCCUGAUGCUGGUCUUGUACGGGAGGAUAUUCAGGGCUGCCCGGUUCCGGAUUCGAAAGACGGUCAAGAAAACCGAGAAAGCAAAAGUGGCAGACAGGUGCAUGACGGUGUCUCCCGCAAUAUUUCACAAGAAAACAAACGGGAAGGCCGGGGGCAAAGGCUGGAAGCGCUGCGAGGAGCCUAAACCCAGCUCUCCGUGCGUAAACGGCGCGGUAAAGCAUGGAGAGGAAGGCGAGUCUCUGGAAAUCAUAGAAGUUAUCAGCAACUCGAAGACCCACCUGCCACUGCCCAACACCCCACAGUCUUCGCAUGGCUACGAAAACAUGAACGAAAAGAACUCGGAGGCGAAGAGAAAAAUAGCGCUGGCCAGGGAACGUAAAACGGUGAAAACACUUGGGAUCAUCAUGGGGACUUUCAUCUUCUGCUGGCUGCCCUUUUUCAUCGUUGCACUGGUGUUGCCUUUCUGUGCGGAGAGCUGCUACAUGCCCGACUGGCUCGGCGCAGUCAUAAACUGGCUGGGCUACUCCAACUCCCUCCUCAACCCCAUUAUAUAUGCCUACUUCAACAAAGACUUCCAAAGUGCUUUCAAGAAGAUUAUAAAAUGCAAAUGCCACAGACCUUGACCAGUCAUUUGUGUUUGAGUUUAGUUAACUUGGACUAAUGAAUUAAAGGAACAGCAGGACAUGUUUAAUGACUGUAUGGAGCAGCAAAAAAUAUCAUAGACUUUAUAUUCAGGGACAGUCUCUUGGAGGUGUGUGAGUGACAAAUUGAACCGGUGUAUAAAAUAAAAUAAAAUAAAAUAAAACUGUUACCGGCUGCUGAUUGACAGGACAAGAGACAAGACAGAAACCUUGGUUUUACUGUACAAGCUCAUGUUUAUUCAGUGUUGUAGCUAUAGCCUAUAUGCGACGGCAGUCAUCGUUGUAUUGCCAUGCAAGACGUGUCACCAAAUGUGCUGAAUCCAUGCAUUUUAUCAUAAUAAGACA